Messenger RNA from Sorghum bicolor (sorghum), 5213 nucleotides. Its product is annotated as endoribonuclease Dicer homolog 4. The coding region runs from base 130 to 5013 and encodes 1627 amino acids. Gene Ontology annotation, biological process: siRNA processing. The transcript has 25 exons. Gene Ontology annotation, cellular component: cytoplasm; nucleus. The record is from RefSeq and is a predicted model, not a curated record. NCBI's taxonomy places the organism in Eukaryota, Viridiplantae, Streptophyta, Magnoliopsida, Poales, Poaceae. Gene Ontology annotation, molecular function: RNA binding; ATP binding; protein binding.
ACCUCAUUUAUAAUAACUCGGGGGACGCGCACGGCAGUUUCACACACACGCACCUCCGCUUCUGUUCUGCUCUGUUCUGUUCUGUUCCUUUCCCCCCGCAUCCUUAUACUUCCGCUCGAAGCUUCCGCCAUGGGCGAGGGCGAGGACGAGGCUGGGAGCUCGAGCUCCGGCGCGGCCGCGGGCGAACCCAAGGAUCCGAGAAGGAUCGCGCGCAAAUAUCAGCUGGACCUUUGCAAGAGGGCAGUUGAGGAGAACAUCGUAGUGUACCUUGGAACGGGAUGUGGGAAGACACACAUUGCCGUGUUACUCAUGUACGAGCUUGGACACCUCAUCCGCAAACCCAGCCGCGAGGUCUGCAUCUUCCUCGCACCGACCAUACCCCUUGUCCGUCAGCAAGCAAUGGUGAUUGCCGAUUCCACUAAUUUUAAGGUUCAACGUUACUAUGGAAGUGGUAAAAACUCUAGAGAUCACCAGGCAUGGGAGAAAGAGAUAGGAGAAUACGAGGUCCUUGUAAUGACCCCUCAAAUAUUAUUGCACAAUUUGCGUCAUUGUUUCAUCAAGAUGGACUCAAUUGCACUUUUGAUAUUUGAUGAAUGCCAUCAUGCACAAGCACAAAAAAGGCAUCCAUAUGCACAAAUCAUGAAGGAAUUCUAUAAUAACGCUGAUAAACAUCCUCGUGUUUUUGGCAUGACUGCUUCACCGAUUAUUGGAAAAGGUGGUUCUAACAAGCUUACCUACACUAAAUGUAUCAACAGUCUCGAGGAAUUACUUAAUGCAAAGGUUUGUUCAGUUGAUAAUGUAGAACUUGAAAGUGUGAUUGCUUCUCCUAAGAUUGAAGUGUACUUUUAUGACCCAGUUGGUCACUCUAACUUGACUACAACUUACAUCAAUGAGCUUGAUGGCUACAAGUCUCAGCUUUUAAUGUGCUUUGAACAGUCUGAAUACAUGUUAAGAGAGAGUGCAUGCAAUUUCAAGGAGUCACAAAAGAAACUAAAGUCCUUAUGGAGGUUGCAUGAAAAUUUGAUUUUCUGUUUGCAAGAAGUUGGUCUCUUUGGAGCUCUCCAGGCUGCAAGGACCUUUCUCUCUCCCAGUAGUGUUAGUCUAGAUGGAAAGGGGGUUGAUAUUAAUUACUAUGUAAACAAAGCGACAUCUCUUCUAAGCCGCGACAUCUUAGAAGGUGCGGAUGCUGAUUCAUUUGACCUAGAGACAAUAAAAGAACCUUUCUUCUCAAAAAAAUUUGCAGUCCUUAUUGACGUCCUAUCAAGAUACAGGCUGGAGGAGAACACGAAAUGCAUUGUUUUUGUGAAAAGAAUCAUUGUCGCAAGAGUAGUAGCACAUAUUCUCAAAAAACUGAAGUGCCUUGAUUUUUGGAAAUGUGAGUGUCUUGUGGGAUGCCAUUCAGGAUUAAGGAACAUGUCAAGGGACAAGAUGGGUUCUAUCAUUGAAAAGUUCUCUUCGGGUGAGGUGAAUCUUUUGGUCGCUACUAGCGUAGGUGAGGAGGGACUUGACAUUCAGACUUGCUGCCUUGUUGUGCGGUUUGAUCUCCCUGAAACUGUUAAUAGCUUUAUCCAGUCAAGGGGACGUGCCCGAAUGAGUAAAUCUAAAUAUGUUUUUCUCCUGGAGAGGGGAAAUCAGUCUCAGGAGAAGUUACUUGAUGAUUAUAUUACUGGUGAAAGCAUUAUGGAUAAAGAGAUUAACUUGAGAACAUCAAAUGAUAUGUUCGAUUGCCUUGAGGAGAACAUCUAUCGAGUCAAUGAUACUGGUGCUUCCAUUAGCACUGCUUGCAGUGUAUCUCUAUUACAUCGCUACUGUGAUAACCUUCCUAGAGAUAUGUUUUUUGUUCCUUCCCCAUCAUUCUUCUUUGUUGAUGACAUUGAUGGAAUAGUUUGCAGACUAAUUCUUCCACCAAAUGCUGCUUUCCGUCAAGUGAAUGGUCAACCCUGUCCAUCGAAAGAUGAAGCUAAGAGAGAUGCAUGCUUGAAAGCAUGCAUUAAACUUCAUGAACUCGGUGCUUUGACAGAUUUUCUUCUACCUGGUCAAGGCUCUAGAAAGAUGAAGGUAUCAACAACAAAUAUUUCAGAAAGCAACAAAGAUGAGGAUGAAAGUUUUAGGGAAGAGCUUCAUGAGAUGUUAAUCCCUGCAGUUCUGAGACCUUCAGGCUGCAAACUAGAUUGCUCAUUGAAGUUGCAUUUCUAUUACAUAGAAUUUAUUCCCAAACCAGCAGAUAGACGAUAUCAGAUGUUUGGUCUUUUUGUGAUCAAUCGCCUUCCAGAGGAAUCUGAAAAGUUGGAUGUUGAAUUGCAUCUUGCUCAUGCGAGGAUUGUGAAAGCAGGAAUUAAAUAUUUGGGAAAGAUUGAGUUUAACAAAGAAGAGAUGAUACUCGCACACAAUUUUCAAGAGAUGUUUUUGAAAGUUCUUCUGGACAGAUCCGAGUUCACUUCAUCUUAUAUUUUGUUGGGGAAUGAUGCUGCAUUGGACAUGGAUUCAACAUUUUACCUUUUACUUCCCAUCAAGCAGAAAUUCUAUGGUGAUAAUAUGAUUGAUUGGCCAACAAUAAAGAAGUGUUUAUCAUCACCUGCAUUUCAAGAUCCAAUGGGUUUGUCUCUGCCUGAUUCAUAUUUGCCAAAUGAGUCUUUGAAGCUUCUCGGUGGAGCAUACAAGAAAGCUGAUGUCAUUGGCAGUUUGGUCUAUACUCCCCAUACCGACCUGUUUUUCUUCGUUGACUCCAUUCUGGAUGGAACAAAUGCUAAAAGUGAGUUGAACGGUGCAACUUAUGAAGAACAUUUUAAGGAAAGGUUACAUAUUGAGCUUUCCCAUCCUGAGCAGCCACUUUUGAAAGCUAAGCAACUCUUCUGUCUGCGUAAUCUGCUUCAUAACCGACAACUUGAGAGCACAGAAUCUGAGGGUCGUGAAUUGAUGGAGCACUUUGUGGAGUUACCUCCAGAACUAUGCUCUUUGAAGAUAACUGGGUUCUCAAAAGAUAUGGGUAGUUCUUUGUCCUUGCUACCAUCUUUAAUGUGUCGCUUGGAGAAUUUGUUGGUGGCUAUUGAGUUGAAGAAUGUCAUGUCAUCCUAUUUCCCAGAGGCUUCUCAAAUUAGUGCCUCGGGUAUCCUUGAAGCACUGACUACUGAAAGGUGUUUAGAGAGGAUCUCUUUGGAGAGAUUAGAAGUCCUAGGUGAUGCUUUCUUGAAGUAUGUAGUUGGGCGCCAUAACUUUAUUUCAUAUGAAGGACUUGAUGAAGGUCAGUUGACCAGGAGACGUUCUGAUAUAGUGAGUAAUUCAAAUUUAUACGAGUUGUCAAUUAGAAGAAAUUUGCAGGUAUACAUACGGGAUCAACACUUUGAACCUACUCAGUUCUUUGCAUUGGGAAGACCUUGUAAAGUUGUUUGCAAUCCUGACAGAGAAGCAACUUUACACCCGAAGAAUAUCGACCCAGAUAGACGUGAAAACUGUAACUUGAGGUGUACAAAAUCACAUCAUUGGUUGCAUAGGAAGACAAUUGCAGAUGUUGUUGAGUCACUUCUUGGAGCUUUUCUUGUCGAGUGUGGAUUCAAAGCUGCAUUUGCAUUCCUACGUUGGAUUGGGAUAAAAGUUGAUUUCGAAAAUUCAGCUCUCUAUAGAGUAUUAGAUGCAAGCUCCACCAAUUUGUCUCUCAUGAAUUACAUGAACAUUUCUGAGCUUGAAGAAUUGAUUGGCUACACCUUCAAGCACAAGGGUCUUCUUCUCCAAGCAUUUGUACACCCUUCAUUCAAUAAGCAUUCUGGAGGAUGCUACCAGAGGAUGGAGUUUCUUGGAGACGCUGUUUUGGAUUAUUUGAUGGCCUCGUACCUCUACUCAGCUUACCCUGAUCUCAAGCCUGGUCAACUAACAGAUCUGAAAUCAUUAGCUUUGAAUAAUAAUUCAUUUGCUUAUGUGGCCGUUAAGAAAUCUAUCCAUAAAUAUCUCAUAAAGGAUUCUAAAUCUCUUACGGCAGCGAUAAAUAAAUUUCAGAAUUAUGUUAAUCUUUCCAGUUCAGAGAAAGACUUGUUAGAAGAACCAACUUGUCCAAAGGUUCUUGGUGAUAUUGUUGAAUCUUGUGUUGGUGCGGUGCUUUUAGAUUCCGGCUUCAACCUGAACCAUGUUUGGAAGCUAAUGCUAAUGCUUCUAAAGCCAAUAUUGAGCUUCUGUGGCAUGCACAUCGAUCCUAUGAGAGAACUCAGAGAAAUUUGUCAAUAUAAUGGUUUUGAGUUAGGACUUCCCAAACCUACGGAGGACAAUGGAGAGUUCCAUGUCAAAGUAGAAGUUAACAUAGAUGGCAAGAUGAUAAGCUGUACUGCAGCAAACCGGAAUUCGAAAGAUGCUAGAAAGGUGGCUGCACAAGAAGCACUUUUGAAACUGAAGAAUAAUGGAUACAAGCAUAAAAGAAAGUCACUGGAGGAAAUUUUGCGUGCUACCACGAAAAAAGAAUCAGAGCUGAUAGGCUAUGAUGAAGAACCAAUCAAUGUUGAGGAUGACAUACAAAUGAAGAAUCUAUUGAUAAAUGGAGAAAUGGAAGGAAACAUCUUUUUUCAAAAUAAAGAAGUGUCUUUGAACGGGAGGUCUGAAACCUCCAUUCAGAGUACAACAGGAGAUAACAAGGUUGACAAGAAUGAUGCUAAUAAUGGAAGGAACAAUAAGUCCAAUGUGGUCGUGCAGAAUGGUUGUCUACCUAGAGGGGCAACUGAUAAAACAAACCAAAGAGAGUAUCAUGGUGACAUGGUACGCAAAACAGCAAGGUCAUUCCUUUAUGAACUAUGUGCUGCAAACUAUUGGAAACCUCCUGAUUUUGAGUUAUGCAAAGGUGAAGGACCAAGCCACCUUCGAAAGUUCACUUGUAAGGUCCUUAUUCAGAUCACGGGAACUUCAGCGACCCUUUUGGAGUGCUAUAGCGAUCCUAAGCUACAAAAGAAAGCAGCGCAUGAGCAUGCAGCAGAGGGAGCUCUGUGGUAUCUUAAGCAACUUGGAUACCUACCAAAAGAUGAUUAUCGUGUCUAGCGACAUUUUAGGUUUGUGGCCUUCAGUGGGAAGAGUUUUGUUAUUGUAAAUAGGCCUCAGAUGGAAGAGUUUUGUUAUUGUAAAUAGGCCUCAGAUGGAAGAGUUUUUUUAUUGUAAACAUGCAUUUUGUUCAGAGAUAUAUUGACACAUACGAAGCUCACAUAGGAUAAGAAACUAGCAAAUACUUCCUCUAUCUCAAA